Nannospalax galili (Upper Galilee mountains blind mole rat) is the source of this 1849-nucleotide messenger RNA. RefSeq names its product receptor interacting serine/threonine kinase 3 (gene Ripk3). The transcript has 10 exons. The record is from RefSeq and is a predicted model, not a curated record. Gene Ontology annotation, molecular function: JUN kinase kinase kinase activity; ATP binding. Gene Ontology annotation, biological process: protein phosphorylation. NCBI's taxonomy places the organism in Eukaryota, Metazoa, Chordata, Mammalia, Rodentia, Spalacidae.
CAUUCGAGGUAGGGAGAACGACCUGGGAAGCGGAAUCCACGCCUGGCUGGACAUCCGUGGACCCCUCUGCUGACCCUCCCUCUCACCUAAACCCCGCACUGUAGAAGUCACUGCAUCCCUGCAGCACAACAAGGAAGCCUCUGGCACUUCGAUGUCUGGUGUCAAGUUAUGGCCCCAUGGUACCCCUGCUUCUCUCGUGCACCCGGAUGAGUUGAAGAAUCCAAAGUUUGUGGACAAAGGCGGGUUCGGUGCGGUGUUCCGGGCACAACACACGACGUGGGGCCAUGAUGUGGCGGUCAAGAUUGUGAACUCGAAGGCCCUAUCCAGGGAGGUAAAGGCAAUGGCCAGUCUGUGUAACCAGCACAUGUUGCUCCUGCUGGGAACCAUCGAGAACCUGGAGUGGGACUACGUGUCUGGGCCGGCUCUGGUGACAGGCUUCAUGGAGAACGGCUCCCUCGCUGGGCUGCUGCAGCCCAAGUGCCCUAGGCCCUGGCCACUCCUCUGCCGCCUACUGCAAGAACUGGUACUAGGGAUGUGUUAUCUGCACAGCCUGAACCCCGUGCUCCUGCACCGGGACCUCAAGCCCUCCAAUGUUCUGCUGGAUCCAGAGCUACACGCCAAGCUAGCAGAUUUUGGCCUGUCUACAUUUCAGGGAGGGUCGCAGUCAGAAGCAGGGUCCAAGUAUCCAGGAGGCACGCUAGCCUACUUGGCCCCAGAACUACUUGCUAAUGUAAACCGGAAGGCCUCCACAGCCAGUGAUGUCUACAGCUUUGGGAUCCUCAUGUGGGCAGUGCUAGCUGGAAGAGAAGCCGAAUUGGUAGACUAGACAUCACUAGUUUAUGGAGCAGUGUGUGAAAGGCAGAAUCGGCCCCCAUUGGCAGAGAUGCCGCCAUCCAGUACUGACACUCCUGGUUUGGAAGGACUCAAGGAGUUAAUGCAGCAGUGCUGGAGUGAUGACCCCAAGGAUAGGCCAUCCUUCCAGGAUUGCCGACCAAAAACCAAUGAUGCCUACAUCCUGGUGCAAAACAAGGCAGAUGCUGCUGUGUCUGAGGUGAAGAACUUUCUGUCUGAGCACAGAAGCAGCAACAGAAAAUUGUCCGUCUCGGAGUCAGGCCAAAGAGGUACAGAAUUAGAUGGCCUUGGGGCAACCCCAAGAAACCAAUACCUAUGUACUGAUCCCAUAAUUUCUGAGAUGCUGAACAACCUGAAUCUGGAGGGAUCGUCCAGCCCAGUUCCUGAAAAAUGCACAAGCCUUACCAGGAAGAGCAGGGAACAGGCAGAACAGAUUGGUGGUGCCAGAACAGCAGAGACAUCUUCAAAUACAGUAACUGGAACUUCCCAAGCUCGUGAUACUCUCCCUUUCAGAGGCCAGAUACCCAGCUCAGUCUUAACUGGGACUCCAGGUCCUGGCCCCCAAAAGAAUCAGGGGGAUGAGAGACAUAGCACCAAUUGGUCUUCUUGGACCCCAGGGCCAAACCCUCCAGCAGGGCCAUGGACUGUUACCAUCAAUAACAGCUCUCAAGUGCAAAUUGGAAACAACUACUUGACUAUACAACCAACAACUGCCUUCCCCAACCAGGGCCCGACACCCUCUGGCAGGGGUUGGGGCUGGCAGCUCUUCUACCAGUAGAUUCCAGAGAGGAUCUGCAAGCGCUCUCUGUGGAGUGGGCCACAGAGCCGGUAUAAUCAUCCUGGAAUUAAAGCAUAUUCUAAGCCAUUGGGAGAGGCUGAGACAUCCAGUGUCAUUUCCCUUCUGUGGCCCUCAACAUUCUUUGAUAGCAGUUAGGCCUACACCCUAACUGACUUUGUGAUCUACCACUCAAGAGUCAAUAAACAUCAUGAAAUGUUA